AUGACGUGGAUCGUGGAGAUCACCUCUGCCAGUGUUGCGGCUCUUGUAAUCGUUGUGAUCACUGCAGCCGUCGAACGUUUCGGCGGCGUUGUUGGUGGAGUGCUUGGAACCGUGCCGCACGUGGCCGUGGUGGCGAGCGUGGGGUUCAUCCUCCAGACCACACGUCGGGUGGACUUCGAGAUUGCGAUGUUAGGCAUGCCGCUGGGUAUGCUCUCCAAUAGUUUGCUUUGCUCCAUCCUCCGACUUGUCACUUCUUGGCCGCGGCUGCAGAGGCUCCUUCCGAGCAGAUCUGGGCUCCGCAUGGCCGUUGCCAUGGUCAUUGGCUUGAGCUGCUACGCAGCCUCGGUGGCCCUGGCCAUCCUGGGCUUCAAGCCUGACACGCGGCCCCUGGAGGUGGUCCGAGUGGUAGCUGUUUGCGCCUGGCUGUGUGAGCUCCUCCUCGGCCUGGGCCUCUUGCAGCUGCCGACCUCUACUGCGACAGGUAAGCGGCCAAGAAGCGGCAGCGCCAUCCUCGCCGGCCGCGGCGCCGCGACGUUCUGUGUGUUCUUGUCCGCCAUGUUGCUGGCGGACUCUGUGCCGGCACUGGCGGGCAUAAUCGCGAACGUGCCUAUCGUGUCCGUGGCCGUGAUUAUGAUCCUCUGGAUGUCCCAAGGGGAGGAUGUGGCCAUGGGAUGCCUGGCUCCCAUGGUCCUUGGCAUGCUGUCUCCCUCAGCCUACGCGAUGCUAGCUAGCCAGCUGAUGCUGCUGUGGCAUCCCGCAGUCGGUGCAGUCUUUCGCCUGCAGCUUGCUUGCCCCUAA
Messenger RNA from Symbiodinium natans, 798 nucleotides. NCBI's taxonomy places the organism in Eukaryota, Dinophyceae, Suessiales, Symbiodiniaceae. The record is from the annotation of a GenBank genome assembly.